This is a messenger RNA of Cynoglossus semilaevis (tongue sole), 2407 nucleotides long. Its product is annotated as cadherin-related family member 5-like. Gene Ontology annotation, biological process: cell migration; multicellular organism development; cell morphogenesis. Gene Ontology annotation, cellular component: adherens junction; catenin complex; membrane. The transcript has 15 exons. Lineage: Eukaryota; Metazoa; Chordata; Actinopteri; Pleuronectiformes; Cynoglossidae. The record is from RefSeq and is a predicted model, not a curated record. Gene Ontology annotation, molecular function: calcium ion binding; beta-catenin binding; cadherin binding. The coding region runs from base 221 to 2194 and encodes 657 amino acids.
ACCGGCACCCAGCCUGCGUCACAGAGGUGCACGUCAGGCCGCCCUACACUCAGCAUGCGAGGGAUACUGGGACCACACAGAUCGACAUCCAGAAUACCAACCUGUAAAAGACAGCAGUUUACAGUACAUUAACGGUGAAAGUCCACUGCGGGCCAUUCAGCUGAGCAAAUGAGCACGGGAGACAGACGGCAGCAUUAGUUCUGAGAGAGCUCGCGGAGACAUGGACAAGUCAAACUUAAUUCUGAGCUCGUUCGUUCUCAUUGUGGUUCUGCUUCAAGACUCCUAUGGGCAGAUCUGCACAGCUCCUUUCAGUGUUAACUUCGCCGAGAACAACAAGAUAGAUGAUGUCGUAACAGAGAUAAAUGCCAACGAGGGAGUAACGCUCCGAUCCGACACCGAAGAGUUCAGGAUCCAAGGAAACCGACUGCUGGCUGCAGUAGUGUUCGAUUAUGAGACCAACAGAAGCCACCAGGCCAAGGUCACUUGUACCAAAACAGCUACAGGCGAAACGUUGUCCUUUACAAUCCUUGUAAUUGUGAACAAUUUGAACGACAACCCUCCGGUCUUUGAACGGACCACCUACAACCUAAAUGUUGACGAGAUGAUUCCCGUAGGAAACAGCGUGGGUCGUUUUGCCGCCACCGACCUUGACCAGCCCUCUCAGCUCUUCUACAACCUAAAGUCUGAAUCUGAUGCCUUUAAACUAAGGUCGCUUACUGAGCCUGACCUUCUGAUGAACACAUUACUGGACUACGAUAAAGUCCGAAAUAUAAGUUUAGUACUCUACGCUCAGGACACACCACCGACAGAUUCAGGGGGCGUAUCUUUCACCGCUACGGCCACCAUUGCAAUCACCGUCGUCGAUGUGGACAACAGACCUCCGUGGUUCCAGCCCUGCAACAAGCAUCAGCUGGGUGUGGCUCUAGUUUGCCAGGGUGACGGAUACAUAGGCAGAGUCACCUUAAAUGAAAAAGUGCCUGGGGUGUUUCCUCUGAAACCAGGGCCACUUCAUGCCAUUGAUGGCGACUCUGGGAUAAAUGAUGAGAUAAUGUACUCAUUUUUGAAAGGAACUGAUGAACUGUUUGAGAUCGAUGCAGUCACGGGGAAUAUCAGCAUGCUGAAGCCUGCCGGCAGUUUGCAGACAAUUAACCUGGAAGUGGUGGCUGCUCAGAAGAACAACAUGAACCAGUUUGCGAUCACCACGGUCACAGUCAGUGUUCACCUGGUGAGCCUCCACCCUCCGAUCUUUGACCAAGAGCUCUACAGAGGCGUCGUGUCUGCUGUAGGUUCCACGGCUGUGACGGAACAAGGACCACUGCGCUUCAGUGUUCGAGAUGAAGACUAUCCUGAGGGUGUCAAUCCUUACAUAAAAUAUUCCAUUAGUGGGAGCAGUGAUUUUAUCGUCAUUGAUGGCUACUUAUUCUUGAAUAAGUCUCUUCCACCCGGUGAAGUCUUAAUAUCUGUGGUGGCAACAGACACUAUAACUGAUGAAUUUGAUUCCGCUGAGGUUAUAGUUGAGGUAAAAUCAGUAGCUCAACCAUCAGGUAUCUAUGGGCCAGGUAGCAUGGUAGCACUUGGUGUAACCCUGGCUAUCCUGCUGUUAGUUUGUCUGGUUAUAAUUGGACUUCUUGUCAUGCGGACGAGGAAAUCGAAGGACGACUGGAAAAUGAUCUACAAAGUCAAUGAGUUCCGAAGCGCUCUCGGUCAAAGUUCUGAUGGGAAAAAAGAGGGCAUCCAAUACACCAAUAAGGUGUUUCAAAGCAACGAAGAUAAUCAAUCGAUGGACCGCACAUACACAAACUUGGAAACGGAAAAAGCAGACAGAAAGAUAGGGAAGGAGGUCCUCCUGAGGGAGGCUGCCGUCAAGCCUCCACCUGCAACGCCCCCCGUAGAUCCUGACUAUGUAAACCAGACUGACAUAGACAAGGCUGACAAUGAGAAGGAAGUGAAGUCCAUUCUGACCAGAGACAGAAGAAUGGAUGAAGGAUACAAGGCAGUUUGGUUCAAGGAGGACAUUGACCCCGAUGCUAAAGACGAAGUGGUGAUCAUCCCAGACAGCACAAAGGACGACAAUGCAAUUGAAACCACCGACAUAGAUCCAGACGAUACAGAUAUGGACAGUGGAGUUGGGGUAAAAAUGGAGGAUUCACCAGACAACCCAGAUGAUGAUGAACAAUUGACAUCUGAACUGUGAUGUGCCGAAACACCGCAGAACACGCCAAUGUUCUAAUGUCUAAAUAGCUACGAGUUGUCAAACAACACCUAAUAGAGAAAAAGACAAAAACAAGUACCGCCAAAAAUAAUCCGGAACAGCAUCAGACUGAAGGAAUAAAGUGUAACCGAGUGUAGUUUGUCUUAAUGAAUUAUCCAUGUAAAUUAAGCUAAUCAAAUAAAAUGAUAUUCCACA